UGAAGAGCUAGACCAAGAUACGUCCAUGACAGCAAUACUAUGUCCUACAAAUGUGUCCGCUAACGAGAUAAACGCUCAUAUAUUGAGAAAAAUUACAGUAGAAGAGAGAGAAUAUCUUAGUUGUGACAGCUACACACUUGAUCCCAAUGACAAUUUCGAACCACCAAUUGAACUUUUGAAUUCAAUUGAAGCUCCCGGUCUACCACCGCACAGACUGACAUUGAAAAAGGGAGCCGUGGUAAUGCUUUUAAGGAAUGUAGAUUUACAAGCAGGCAUGUGCAAUGGAACUAGACUGAAAGUUGUACAACUCCACGACCACACAAUAGACGUCGAGAUUUUGAGUGGAAAGCACAGGGGUGAGCAAUCACUCCUACCGCGUGUAAGAUUCAUCUGCGAGACGGAAAUGCUACCGCGGCCCCUCACUCGGUUGCAAUUCCCAGUCAAACUCGGGUACGCAAUGACAAUCAACAAAAGCCAAGGGCAAACUUUCAAUAAAAUUGGUAUUUGUCUCGACACACCAUGCUUCGCGCACGGUCAAUUGUACGUGGCGUUUUCGAGGGUUAGGAAAUGGGCCGAUGUAUUAGUCUAUGUGCGUGACGGUCCAAAACAGGGGACGUUUGGUUUCAACGAUGGGCGUACUUUUACACGCAACGUCGUGUAUGCGUCCAUUGUAGAUCGAAACGACAACCAUGAUGAAGACAUGCAAAACAGUGGGGAAGAAGAACAUCAAAAUCUAAUCCCACGUCACGCACAAAACUCACCACCAACUACCGGUCCAGUCUGUCCUGUCCAUGAAUCCCACGACAAUGUGCCUGAAGACGUUGAGAUGGCGGGUGAUGACAAUGAACAAUUGGCUCAGGAGUUCAUCCAAAUCAUUGAAGACGAGAACACGUUCAUCACUGUUGUACACAACGACAGUGAGAAUGUUUCUCGUCACGAUCAACCAGGCACUUCCGGCAUUAGCAGGACAUUUUUACGUCCUGUCGCUGAUGACUCGGACAGUGACUGAUUGAUCAGCAAAAUUAUUCAAAAUUAGUUUGCCAGUCAUAUAGGAAAUUGUAAUUUUU
Homalodisca vitripennis (glassy-winged sharpshooter) is the source of this 1067-nucleotide messenger RNA. RefSeq names its product ATP-dependent DNA helicase pif1-like. Bases 26 to 1009 code for a protein of 327 amino acids. The record is from RefSeq and is a predicted model, not a curated record. Lineage: Eukaryota; Metazoa; Arthropoda; Insecta; Hemiptera; Cicadellidae. The transcript has a single exon.